AUGCGAUCGGCUGCGGCCGCCCUGGCCGCGGCGGCGACGCUCGCCCUGGCCCUCCUCCUGGACGCGGCCCUCGCCCGGCAUCAGCAUCGCUCCGGGAACCCCGGCCACAAGCCGUCCGGUGACAUCUCCCUCUGGAUCGACCAGCAGCAAAUUAAGAUGUUUAGCGGGCUUGCAAUGGAAAUAUACGCGAUUGCGGAGGGCCGAGUACUGGCUUAUCUUUUAGAUCCAGAGUUUGAGAAUAAACUGCCGAUUAUCCCAAGCGAGGUGUCGCACGUGAAUUUCACGUGGAAGUCAGGAGUAAAAAAGUACUAUUACAACUUUUUUCGUUUAAAGUCGUACGACGAGAGCAUCUUGAAAACUCCAUCGAUCACGAUCAAAAAGCAAGGACGGGUGCCUAAGAGACCGAAAGAUUUCAGCAUUCUCUUACCUUGCGCCGGCAAUUCGGGCAUAGCGCAAUUCGGGAUCAGUCUGAUGAUCGAGAACCUCAAGGGGAAACCUCUAAACGGGACGCCCCUUCGUCUCAGUUUAAGAAAAGAAUGCACCGUGCGCGAGCCUAAUCCUGGUCCCUGCCCAGAUGGUUAUCUAGGUCCUAAUUGUAAAACAGCGCUUUGUUAUCCGAAUUGUAUGAAUGGUGGUAACUGCACAGCGCCAGGCGUGUGUUCGUGCCCGCCAGGAUAUCAAGGUCCUUACUGCGAAGGAGGUAUCUGCACAGAGAAAUGUUUGAAUGGAGGAAAAUGUAUUCAAAAAGAUAUCUGUGAAUGCCCAAAAGGCUAUUUCGGCUUGCGCUGUGAAUUUUCCAAAUGCGUUAUUCCUUGUCUCAACGGAGGCAAAUGCAAGGGCACUAACAUCUGCAGAUGUUCAAACGAAUAUAAAGGCAAUCACUGCGAAAUUGCAACCACACAUAUAACGUCACAACGUUCAACAUGUAGCAAGCCGUGUAAACAUGGAACCUGUCAAUCAAAUGACACAUGCCUCUGCGAAGCUGGCUGGUACGGAAAGUUUUGUCAUAAAAGCAAGCCAUGGGCUUAGACUAAUGGAGUAUUUUCAACGUUAUUAUUAUUCGUACCAACUGAAUCCUUUAGAAAGCGACAUCAUUCUAAAAUCACUAGAUGAAAU
This is a messenger RNA of Cyphomyrmex costatus, 1116 nucleotides long. RefSeq names its product WNT inhibitory factor 1 (gene shf). The record is from RefSeq and is a predicted model, not a curated record. Gene Ontology annotation, molecular function: signaling receptor binding. The transcript is spliced from 6 exons. The coding region runs from base 1 to 1029 and encodes 342 amino acids. Gene Ontology annotation, cellular component: cell surface; extracellular region. NCBI's taxonomy places the organism in Eukaryota, Metazoa, Arthropoda, Insecta, Hymenoptera, Formicidae. Gene Ontology annotation, biological process: anatomical structure development.